Molecule: messenger RNA, 948 nt
Organism: Prorocentrum cordatum
Lineage: Eukaryota; Dinophyceae; Prorocentrales; Prorocentraceae
Source: the annotation of a GenBank genome assembly
AUGGAGAGGCUGCUGGGCGUCGCGGCGGCUCGCGGCCCCCUCGCAUCGGCCUCGGCACCGCGCGGGCGCCCCGCCGCGGGCCCUCCGGCAGCCUGCGCGCCGGCGCCGAGCGGUCCCUCCGCGGCCCCGCCCGCGUGGGGCGCGGCGGGCCCGCCGUCGCUCGUGCGGGCUGCCGCUCUCGCGGCGGCGGCCGGCGGCAUCGCGCUGCGGAGGCGCGCACCGCCUCGGCGGGGAAGGCUGCCAGUCGGGCUUGCAGCAGCGGGCACGGCGGAGGAGCCCAACGCGAAGAGGGCCGACGCGGUGGACUCAUCGGAGGCUUACCGGGAGAUGCUUCGGCGUCGCGCGGCCGCGCCACCUAGCCCAGACGAGGUGAAGGAAGACAAGGGCUGGUUCGAUUUCGACGACCUGGAGAAGAGGGAAGAUUUCAAGACGUUUCUCGUUUCAGUCAGUGUAGCCCUGGCCUUCCGCUUCACCAUCGCCGAGCCGCGCUUCAUCCCUUCGGAGUCCAUGGUGCCGUCCUUCGAGAUAGGCGAUCAGCUGGUCGUGGACAAGAUUUCGAAGAAUUGGAGGGACUAUCAGCGCAGGGACGUAGUCGUCUUCGAACCGCCACCACUCUACUGGGAAGUGGUGCAACGGACGCCCAACGGCGACGCAUUGAUCAAGCGGAUCGUCGCAAUCGAAGGGGACUACGUCGAGAUGAAAGAGGGCGGCGUGCUCGUGUUGAACGACGAGCCACAAGAGGAGACUUUCACAAACGAGAGAGCAGAGUACACGUUCUCUCGCCGGCAAGUUCCGCCAGGUAACGUGCUGGUCCUCGGAGACAACAGGAAUAGGUCCCUCGACGGUCACGUUUGGGGGUUCCUGCCUGUGAAGAACAUUAUCGGCCGCGCGACUUUCAAUUGGUGGCCGCCUUGGCACGUGCACACCAUUGCAGCAUCACCGCCAUGA